Molecule: messenger RNA, 345 nt
Organism: Rotaria sordida
Lineage: Eukaryota; Metazoa; Rotifera; Eurotatoria; Philodinida; Philodinidae
Source: the annotation of a GenBank genome assembly
AUGCCAACUGAAAGUGUUACAGGUGUUGUUGCACCUUUAAUAAACGAAGCAUCACACGAGAAAAUAAGUACAAGUGAUGCUACUGGUUAUAAUAAUCCUACAACAACUUCUCCAUCUAGUGUUUUACCAAGUGUUUCUUCAGGUGUAUUGAAAGUAUAUGAUGUUGUUGUUGUUUCUUGUUCAAAUGAUAAACUGUCCAAUGGUGAUCCAAUUGCUGAAGAACUUAUCACUCUAAGAAAUGAAUUAUUAACAUUUGGUAAAACUCGAUCAGUAAGUAUAGGAAAUGCCCUAAUUAUUUUUCGAGUAGUACCUACUAAAUUAUGUUUACAGCAGUUCAAUUGGUAG